AAAUGGUCUGUGACAGAGACAGUGGGACAGGGUGGCCGAUUGACACAUCAGAGGUUCCCUUCCCAGGCCCGGCCCAGGCUUUCACCAUGCCCACCUACUCCCCUGAAUCGAUUUUAGAAUACUUUGAGUACGAUGAGUCUGCUGAAGCCUGUGAUUUGGGGGACAUCGUGGCCAUUGGGACUGUCUUCCUGUCCAUACUCUACUCCCUUGUCUUUGCCUUUGGGCUGCUGGGAAAUUUGCUGGUGGUGUUUGCCCUCACCAACAGCCAGAAGCCCAAGAGUAUCACCGACAUUUACCUCCUGAACCUGGCUUUAUCUGAUCUGCUCUUUGUGGCCACCUUACCCUUCUGGACUCACUACCUGAUGAGUGAACAAGGCUUUCACAAUGCUGUGUGCAAACUCACCACAGCAUUCUUCUUCAUUGGCUUUUUUGGAGGUAUAUUCUUCAUCACUGUGAUCAGCAUUGAUAGGUACCUGGCCAUUGUCCUGGCAGCCAACUCUAUGAACAACCGGACUGUGCAGCAUGGUGUCACCAUCAGCCUCGGUGUCUGGGCAGCAGCAAUCUUGGUGGCAACGCCUCAGUUCAUGUUCACGAAACAAAAAGCAAAUGAAUGCCUUGGUGACUACCCUGAGGUCCUGCAGGAACUCUGGCCUGUGCUCCGCAAUGUGGAAGCAAAUUUGCUUGGCUUCCUGCUCCCCCUGCUCAUUAUGAGUUACUGUUACUUCAGAAUCAUGCGGACACUGUUUUCCUGUAAGAACCACAAGAAAGCCAAAGCCAUCAAACUGAUAUUUCUGGUGGUCAUCGUGUUUUUCCUCUUCUGGACACCCUACAACAUCAUGAUUUUCUUAGAGACACUUAAUCUCUAUGACUUCUUUCCCAAUUGUGACAUGAAGAGGGAUCUAAGGUUGGCCCUCAGUGUGACUGAGACAAUUGCAUUUACCCACUGUUGCCUCAAUCCCUUUAUCUAUGCAUUUGCUGGAGAGAAGUUCAGGAGAUAUCUUUACCACUUGUAUAGGAAAUGUCUGGCUGUCCUGUGUGGGCAUCCUGUCCAUGUCAGUUUCUCCCGGACUGAAUCACAAACAAGCAGGCGGGAAAGCAUACUAAGCAGCAAUUUUACUCACCACACCAGUGAUGGAGAUGGGUCCAUCCUUCUCUGAAGAGAUACCAAAGCCUUGUCC
Canis lupus familiaris (dog) is the source of this 1178-nucleotide messenger RNA. RefSeq names its product C-X3-C motif chemokine receptor 1 (gene CX3CR1). Gene Ontology annotation, molecular function: C-X3-C chemokine receptor activity. Gene Ontology annotation, biological process: chemotaxis; cell adhesion; G protein-coupled receptor signaling pathway. Gene Ontology annotation, cellular component: membrane. Bases 87 to 1157 code for a protein of 356 amino acids. Lineage: Eukaryota; Metazoa; Chordata; Mammalia; Carnivora; Canidae. The record is from RefSeq and is marked validated. The transcript has 2 exons.